Molecule: messenger RNA, 4341 nt
Organism: Ctenocephalides felis (cat flea)
Lineage: Eukaryota; Metazoa; Arthropoda; Insecta; Siphonaptera; Pulicidae
Product: MAGUK p55 subfamily member 5-like
Exons: 18
Coding region: 587-3331 (914 amino acids)
Biological process (GO): morphogenesis of an epithelial sheet; establishment or maintenance of epithelial cell apical/basal polarity; establishment or maintenance of polarity of embryonic epithelium
Cellular component (GO): plasma membrane; adherens junction
Molecular function (GO): protein binding
Source: RefSeq, a predicted model, not a curated record
UCUAAACAAAGUCACGCCGGUCGACAUAACAGAACUAGCUAAACGGUUGAAUUCAAAAGACUCCGCCUCCGUUCUGCCCGGUACUGAUGCAAAAAGCUUUCCUGGAUUAUACGUGACAUCUCUGUCAGGUGCGACGGCUGUGACAGACGCCACUGUCACCACCAGUGUGCCUGCCGCUGGCCCGACACCAGUAACCAGCGUCACCGCCGGAACACCAGCGCCUCUCAGCGUUGGAGACGGUAAACUUGUACCAAACGGACACGGCCCUGCCCUAAGAAGACCAUCGGCCGAGGAUUCCGUUCUGUCCGCACUUGCCGCCACAGCACCGGCUUCUAUCCAUUUAAACAACAAACAGUUACCUCCUCAACAAUUGGCACCUGCAGGAGGAAACGAGCUGCUGCUUGGUGAACAAGUGCGCACGACCGCGAUAAUCGAAAACCAACAACUGCUGGCACCGCCGGCUGGGCAACUGUCUCAAGACAGGCCAAGAAGAAGAUCUGGCGGUAGCAUAGUGGUAUUGGACGCGGAGAAACCGAGGUUGCCGGAAGACGAAUGUUUUAACCAGGGCGUUAACCAGGAUACGGAUAUGGUCGCCGUCAUGUCGCUCGCUCACGACAACGGACCCCACCGUGAGAUGGCAGUUGACGUGCCUGACUCGUUCGUCGCGCGCAACAAGACGCCACCUCGCUAUCCUCCUCCAAAGCCGCCAUCUUCGGGCACGGUCGCCAAUCAGGUACCGUCGGCCACCCCGCACAAUCACCAAAAACCACACGAUAAAUCUGAUCACCGAUCACAAAAACACGCUCACCAGAAGGUGGGACAACAAACGCACAUAAAAUCCAACAAUCGAAAUAGUAGUUAUGAUGAUCAACAUGUCGGUCACAAAACUAGCAACGGCACCCCGAGUUCGGUCGUCGUAGAAAACCACAAGAUGAACGGUUCAGUGGUGGUAGCGCCUCCAUCGGCUCCUUUGGCUCCUUCAGCAGUACAGGUGCCAAUACCGCCUCCUCGGGAGCACCUGCGCAUCGAGAAAGAUGGACGGCUGGUGAAUAGAGCACCAGCGCCGCAGGUUCCGGCGAGAGGCACGACUACUAUUGCUGCAGCACCGACAUCAGGAGCGGUGCAGCCUACUGUGGAGCAGUUGGAGAGCAUGAGGAAAUAUCAGGAUCAAUUACGUCGCCGCAGAGAACAACAGCAGCAGCAGGAGCAAGAGCAACAGCUACUGCGCGCCUCUCUCAGAGGUUCGGCAAAGCUCCGUGCUCUGCAGCAGCAAACACCUCAACAAGUUGCAGCACAGAAGCAGCAGGCCCUGAAAGGAACCCUCAAUGAAGCAUACGAACCUCAUGAGGAUGAGAUUCUGGAUGAUAGCGAUAAAGAGGUUGGCGACGAAGAUGUUAAAGCUCCUGGGAUUACGACAUACGCCGAGCUGACGGCAGCAUUAUCACGCCUGCAGCAGGCUCUGAGGGCUCAUUCUGCAUUAAGUGCGCGUUGCGCUCGGGCGACGCAAGCGCUGCAGUCGCAACGAGUUGCAAGGGCGUUGCGCACCAGGAGGGAAAUAUGUGCCAGGCGUCUUGUGGACAGGGCUACUUCCGAUGAUGCUCAAGGGUUGGCCAGAGAGUGUACAGAUAUGUUGCGAGAAUUGACUGCAUCGGUGCCACUUGCCCCAUCAGGACCCUUGGGAGCAUCUGCAGGAUCUGUUAGCAUAAGUACAGCUGCAGCUGCUAGAGAAUUAUGUGAUUUGUUAGGCACUUACGAAAUGGAAGGACUGCUGCAGGCGCACGAUGGCGUUAUUAAAGCAAUACCCAAAAGUGCUAUUUCACAUAGUCCUAAGCCUGUAACCAGGCCACAUCUUUCUGCAUCGGCCGCUAGUUCAAUUGGUCAAGUUGGCCCAACAACAGCACCAGCAUUACUAGCAGAAGAUGAUGGUGUCAGAAUUAUUCAAAUUGAAAAAACCAAUGAGCCAUUAGGCGCCACAAUCAGGAAUGAAGGUGAAUCUGUAGUUGUGGGUCGUGUAGUUAGAGGUGGUGCUGCGGAAAAAACUGGUUUAUUGAGAGAAGGAGAUGAAUUGUUAGAAGUAAAUGGUUUACCAUUAAGAGGUAAAUCUGUGAACGAUGUGUGUGCUGCUUUAGCAGGAAUGACGGGAACUCUUACACUUCUAGUUGCUCCAAGAUCUCGUCUCACUCCACCUGUGGCUACUGCUGCAGCAACUGCUCCAUCCGUUCUGCAUGUUCGUGCGCAUUUUGAUUACGAUCCAGAAGAAGAUUUAUAUAUUCCAUGCCGAGAACUUGGAAUUGGUUUCCGAAAAGGAGAUGUACUUCAUGUCAUUGGACGCGAAGAUCCUAAUUGGUGGCAGGCUUUUAGAGAAGGUGAAGAAGACCAGACUUUAGCAGGUCUGAUACCUAGUCAAGCAUUCCAACAUCAGAGGGAAUCUAUGAGGCAAUCACUAGCAUUGGCUGCUGCUGCAGCAGCUUCUGGAGAUAGCACAAAGGCAGGAUCAAGGCGUGUAGCAGGAACUUUACUCUGCUCCAGAGCCAAACAGCCAAAACGCAGAAAGCGAGGAAUGGUAUCUGGAAGUGGGGCUGGUUUAGGAGUAGGUGGAGGUAGUUUAGGCAAAGGAAGUGGAGGCAGUGAAUCUGGUUACCCACUAUAUUCUUCAAAUAGUGGCGAUGAACCAGAACCUAUUGAUCAAAUUCUAACAUAUGAAGAAGUGGCUCUGCAUUACCCAAGAGCAGAUAGACGUAGACCAGUUGUGUUAAUAGGACCACCAAAUAUUGGAAGGCACGAACUCAGGCAGCGAUUAAUGGCAGAUCCAGCUGGUAGAUUUGCAGCCGCUGUACCACACACAUCUAGACCUAGAAGUGAGGGAGAAGUUGCUGGCCAAGAUUAUCAUUUUAUAUCACGUGCUCAAUUUGAAGCUGAUAUCUUAGCUAGAAGAUUUGUUGAACAUGGAGAAUAUGAAAAGGCAUAUUAUGGUACAUCUCUUGAUGCUAUUAGAUCCGUAGUAGCAUCAGGAAAGAUUUGUGUUUUGAAUUUACAUCCGCAAUCUUUGAGAUUGCUGAGAGCUUCAGAUUUAAAACCAUACACUGUUUUGGUAGCUCCUCCUAGUUUAGAAAAACUAAGACAGAAGCGAUUAAGAACUGGUGAACCUUAUAAAGAAGAAGAACUAAAAGAUAUCAUUGCAACUGCAAGAGAAAUGGAAGCUCGUUGGGGCCAUUUGUUUGAUAUGAUAAUCAUAAAUAAUGAUACAGAAAGAGCUUAUCAGCAAUUAUUGGCAGAAAUUAAUAGUCUAGAAAGGGAACCUCAAUGGGUUCCUGCAGCUUGGCUACAUUAAUAAAAACAAGAUUCAAGAUUCAACUUUACACUUGGAUUUUGAGGAGGUAAGAGAGAAAUAUGUAAUAUGUACAUACAUAUAAGUUUAUGAGGUCGUACAGAGAGGUUGAUAGUCAUGUAGUUAUUUAGAGUGAGAGUAGUGACAAGCUGGAUUGUUGUAAUUGUAUAUAAUAAAUUUGUAUUGAAAUUUUUGCAGUAUUAAAUCUGUGCUAAAAGUAUGAGUGAAUUAAUAAAAUAAGAUUUUAAAAAUUUAUAUAGUAUCAACACGAAUAUCAAAAAAAAGUUUUUAUAGGUGUUCUAUUAUACGAAGCACUCGAAAUAUUAAAUCUUUAUAAAUGAAUGUUGAUCCUGUAGAUUACAUUGAAGAGUAGACUUUGGAAGUAUUUUAUGCUCAACAAUUUUAGUACUUUCAAUUAAAAUAAUAAAUUACUUGCAUAAAUUAAUAAAAGUUCUAUUCAAAUUCCCAAACUGAAGUCCCUGGUGGACAUUUGUGUGAUUAGAAUACAUAAAAAAUAGUGGAUAUCUCAAUAAAAUAUUCUAUGUCUUCUAUCUACUUAAAAAUUAUAUCGAAAUAAAACAGUAGAAAAUUUACAAUAAUAGGUUUAACAUGCAUAUUCACAAUGUAGACAUAAAGAUGCAUAUUCAAUUUUUGUGAGAAUUAAGGAAUAAUAGAUGAAAUUAUUAGGUCAAAUUGACACCCCAUAAAACGUGCUCAAUAUCAUCUACUUACAAUAAAUUAAAAUUUUUUAAAUAUAGAUAAGUUGCCAAAUCGACAGAGCCUUACAUGGAUAUGAGAUGAGGGACUGUUAAUAAAAAUUAUUUAAUUCAUAUGUGCAUUUGUAUUGUAUAUAUUGAUAAUUAUAAAAUAGUACGUGUUUAUCAAUGAAAUUGUGGAUGUUAGAAAAAUAGCAUUUUGAUUUGUGUGUAAACUAAUAUAUCUACUUAUAUGUGAAAUUCAUGUAUAUUUUUUAGAGUUUAUUUACCUACUUAAAUUUUACUUAUGAGUAAAAU